AUGCAAGUAUCAGACAGAGAGCCGCCGUUCAAUGGCAAUGAAGAUAAUAAUAAUGACGACGAGCGCCGCGGUGAUGAUGAUACCGUGAAGGUUGCUCGAGAAAAAAUUGACUGUGAAACUAAUAAUAAUAAUAGUAAUAGUAAUAAUAAUAAUGGUGCAGCGGGGGAUUCCAAGCCCCUUGAUAAGGCGGUGGCGGACCGCCCUCGGCGGCCGAGCAUUGCCGAGAGGAGAGCUGCCAAAUGCGGUUUCAAAGCUUCCAGCAUCCGGUGCAUGGCCUCCGACUCUUCCUCCACCGCCGCGGUGGCGGCUCCCUCUCCCUCGUCUCUCCGGUCAUCUUACUUCACUAUUUCUCCCGGCAUUAGCCCCACGGCUUUGCUAGACUCGCCGGUCAUGCUCCCCAACUCUCUUGGACAACAAUCUCCUACGACAGGAACAAUGCAAUUUCCGGCGGCGGAGGAUGAAAAUUUUGGGUUUAACUUAGCCGGCGUCAUAGAUCAUAAUAGUCCAGAUGAGAUGAAGUCCAGCAUAGGUGAAUCCUCGGAUCCAUUUCCUUCAACCUCCGCAAAUGAAACGCCGCAGGUUUCAUAUUCUUCUCAAAUGCAGAUCACUCCCUCAAUACCUUUCGAUUUUCCGAUGGAAUCCUUGGAUUGCGGAGUGGAGGUAUCGGGUGUCGACACUAACCCUAAUUCCAAUUCCAAUUCGAAUCUUAUGUUACAGUCGCCGGUUAGUGGAGAAUGCAUCAAUAAUAAUGUUAAUGGAGAAAGCUGCAGCUCGUAUAAUAACCAGGAACAGGAGUUGGAUCACCGGAGAGGGGCCGCCGCGGCGCCGGCGGCGAAAUCGGUAGCUAAUAAUAAUGCGUCUGCCGCCGCCGGUGGCGGCGCCAGUUCGUCGGACGACGGGUACACGUGGAGGAAAUACGGGCAGAAGCACGUGAAAGGGAGCGAGUAUCCGAGAAGCUAUUACAAGUGCACUCAUCCCAAAUGCACCAUGAAGAAAAAGGUAGAGCGUUCGCCGGACGGGCAGAUCACGGAGAUCGUGUAUAAGGGCGCGCAUAAUCACCCGAAGCAGGCCACGAGUCUCCGGCGAUCGCCGCCGUCGUUAGGAGCGGAAAGCUGUUCGUCGGAGAUGAUGGGCCAAGGCGGCGGAUCUUGUUUCAGAGCUCAGGCUCCGAUUUGGGCAAACAUUCAGCAUUAUGGCAGCAUGCCGGAAAGACCAACAUUGGCGUCGAGCAGUGAUCUGACGGCGGAGAUUUGCGAUCCGCUAUCUUCGCUGACGACGAGAUCGGCGGCCGCCAUGAGUGGAUUUGAAUCCGCAGCAACCCCUGAACCUUCAUCUACACUUGCUAGUCAAGAUUGCGAUGAUAAUGAAGAUGCAGUCACCCAGGGGAUCUCCAAUUCCCAGUUUGGUGACGAUGGAGAAUCCGAGCCCAAACGAAGGAGAAAAGAUGGGUGGUCAACUGAGGCAAGUUUAUCAACAAGAUCAAUCCGGGAACCCAGAGUAGUGCUCCAGAUUGAGAGUGAAAUUGAUAUUCUUGACGACGGAUAUCGCUGGAGAAAAUACGGCCAAAAAGUUGUCAAAGGAAAUCCAAAUCCAAGGAGCUAUUACAAGUGCACAAGUCCCGGAUGUCCGGUGAGGAAGCACGUGGAGAGAGCUUCCGACGAUCUGAAAUCCGUAAUCACCACAUACGAGGGGAAGCACAACCACGACGUGCCACCAAACAAGGCGGCCGUAGUGAACUACAACAGCUACAGCGCCGCCCCGGGCACCACGGCCAGCUCAGCCAUGGCGAGAGCUCCGGCUCUCGGGGGCGUGGGGGUGCAAGAUAAUCAUCCAUCCUUCCCGUUUGAACGGAAACCCAUGAUUGCAGGUGGCGGUGGGGACGAGCUACUAAGGCCGGAAAUGCUGAACUGCUAUGCCGGCGACUUCAGGUUCGUGCCAUCCUCCAUUUACCCGCUCAAAUUCCCUCCUCCGCCGUUGCAGGGCCGGAGCAGCCCGCUGACAGCGGCCGCAGCCGCCGCCACCUACAACUACAGCCGGCCUCCGGGCCUGGUGCUGCCGGAAUUCCCCAUGCCAUUACUCCCAAUGAGCCUGCCUCCAUUCCAUGAACUCACCAAUUUACCUCCUCUUGCCGAUUUUCUGCACUUCAAUGACCCUAGCACAAAAGAAGAGCACAAGGAGAAUGAUCCCCACACAUCAUUACUAUACGAAUGAAUGAAAAAUAUGCAGUCCAUCAUCUUCCAUCUUCAUCCAAUUUUUUGCCUGAAUCUUGAAAGAAAGCUCACUUUUGUCUAGACUAGACAUUAGAGUAGGAAAGAAAGAAAG
Molecule: messenger RNA, 2322 nt
Organism: Ipomoea nil (Japanese morning glory)
Lineage: Eukaryota; Viridiplantae; Streptophyta; Magnoliopsida; Solanales; Convolvulaceae
Product: WRKY transcription factor WRKY24-like
Exons: 5
Coding region: 1-2211 (736 amino acids)
Biological process (GO): regulation of DNA-templated transcription
Molecular function (GO): sequence-specific DNA binding; DNA-binding transcription factor activity
Source: RefSeq, a predicted model, not a curated record